AUGUCCGAGCAGCCCAAGUACAAGUAUACCUUGUACAGCUACUUCCGCAGCUCCUGCUCCGCCCGGAUCCGUAUUGCAGCCAAUCUAAAGGACAUCCCGCUUGAAUACAAAUAUAUCCACUUGGUCAAAGGCGAACAGCAUGACAAGGACUAUGUUUUCCUGAACCCAAGUGAGUCUGUGCCUACUUUGAUUGUGAGUGACCUGGAAACGGGCGACGAAAUCACCAGAAUCAGACAGUCGGUGGCCAUCUUGGAAUUCUUCGAGGAAGUUGAACAACGAAAUGGGGUGAAGCUGUUGCCCAGCCCAGAGGAUCGAGUGGGAAGAGCCAGGGUCAGAGAGCUGGUGAACAUUGUGGCUUGCGAUAUCCAACCUGUCACGAAUUUGCGCGUGUUGAAUUUCAUCAAGCCUCUCAACAUCGAGGCCAAACAGUGGCAACAACAUUUUAUGACCCUGGGAUUCCGGGCAUAUGAGGCACUCGUGAAGUCCUAUGGCGGCAAAUAUAGUGUUGGUGAUACAGUGACCCUGGCAGACUGUUCCCUUGCUCCAGCCAUAGAUGGAGCCCUCCGGUUUGGCGUGGAUGUUCAAGGCCAGUUUCCACAUACAUGGAGAGUCUGGGAAGAGAUCAAGCCGCUGGAUGCGUUCAAACUUGGGAGGUGGGAUAAUCAGGAAGACACCCCAGAAGAAUUGCGGACGAAGGCGUAG
Molecule: messenger RNA, 702 nt
Organism: Fonsecaea multimorphosa CBS 102226
Lineage: Eukaryota; Fungi; Ascomycota; Eurotiomycetes; Chaetothyriales; Herpotrichiellaceae
Exons: 1
Coding region: 1-702 (233 amino acids)
Biological process (GO): L-phenylalanine catabolic process; glutathione metabolic process
Cellular component (GO): mitochondrion; cytoplasm
Molecular function (GO): glutathione transferase activity; maleylacetoacetate isomerase activity
Source: RefSeq, a predicted model, not a curated record